UAAUUAAAGGAGUGUUUUCUGCGCAAGUUUGGAGGCUGUGCCUGAGUUAACUAACGGCAGUCUCACUCAGAACUACUCCCAGGAAUUCCUCACCCUGAAAAUUAUUGUGCAAAACUUUUGAGACUUGUUUUGAAGUGGAAAACUUUGAAAGCAGGGAGGGAGGAAAGGACGGAGAUUUAUUUUGUCUGCAUUUCUCUUGAGUGCCACUUUUUAUUCAGCCCUAACACUAGCAAAGACCUUGUUAUUCCUGUGUUUAAAAAUGUUCAGUUGGAUGAAGAAACACGAGAAGAAGAAGGAGGAGGUGAUUGAGAAAGCUCACACAGUGACUGAGGGGCUGAAGGACCUGUACAAAACAAAGCUUCUGCCUCUGGAGAACUUCUACAAGUUUCACGACUUCCACACCCCCUCCCUGGAAGAUGCAGAUUUCGACAAUAAACCCAUGAUCCUGGUGGUGGGACAGUAUUCCACCGGGAAGACCACUUUCAUCCAAUACUUACUGGAGGAGGAUUUCCCUGGGAGUAGAGUGGGACCCGAACCGACCACUGACUCCUUCAUCGCUGUGAUGCACGGGGACACAGAGGGUGUGAUCCCUGGGAACGCCUUAAUGGUCGAUGCCAACAAACCUUUCCGCAAACUGACCCCUUUUGGAAACUCCUUUCUCAACAGAUUGACCUGUGCCCAGCUGCCGAACAGAGUCCUGGAGAGUAUCAGCAUCAUCGACACCCCCGGCAUUCUGUCAGGAACCAAGCAGAAGGUGACCCGAGGUUACGACCUUGCUGCUGUACUGCAGUGGUUCGCUCAGCGAGUGGAUCGCAUCAUCCUCCUGUUCGAUGCCCACAAGCUGGAGAUCUCGGAUGAAUUCUCGGAAGCGAUCCGGGCGCUGAAGGGGAACGAGGACAAGAUCCGAGUGGUGCUGAACAAAGCCGACCAGGUGGACACCCAGCAGCUGAUGCGGGUCUACGGGGCCCUGAUGUGGUCUCUCGGGAAAGUCAUCAACACGCCCGAGGUCAUGAGGGUCUACAUCGGCUCCUUCUGGUCCGAGCCCCUCCUCAUCUCCGAGAACCGGAAGCUCUUUGAGCUGGAGGAGCAGGAUCUGUUCCUGGAUCUGCAGAACCUGCCUCGGAACGCUGCCCUGCGGAAGCUGAAUGACCUGGUGAAGAGAGCCCGGCUCGUGAGGGUCCAUGCCUAUAUCAUGAGCUACCUGAAGAAGGAAAUGCGUGGAGUCCUCAGGAAGGAGAACAAGAAGAAGCAGCUGAUCGCCAAUCUGCCAGAGAUCUUCAGGAACAUCCAGUUGGAGCACCACAUCUCAGCAGGAGAUUUCCCAGACUUUGAAAGGAUGCAGGAGCAGCUCCGGGUCCAUGACUUCUCCAAGUUCCCUUCCCUCAAGCCCAAGAUGAUGGAUGAGCUGGAUCAUAUGCUCACCUACGAUGUCGCUAAGCUGAUGCCUUUGGUGAGACAGGAGGAGUUGGAGAUGCCGGAACAGCUGGUCCAUGGUGGUGCGUUUGACGGGACCUCCAAUGGGCCAUUUGUUGAAGGCAUUGUGGAUGGAACCUGUGAGGGAGCGGACAACGAUGAUGAAUGGGUUGUCACAAAGGAUAAGCCAAAGUACGACGAAAUUUUCUACAAUCUGUCACCGAUGGAUGGCAAGAUCAAUGGGAUGAAGGCCAAGAAUUGGAUGAUCACGACCAAGCUGCCCAACUCCGUCCUCGGGAGGAUCUGGAAACUUUCCGAUGUCGAUCAGGAUGGAAUGCUGGAUGAUGAAGAAUUUGCCUUGGCUAAUCAUCUCAUUGAGGUUAAGCUGGAUGGCCAUGGGCUUCCCACCGAGUUACCUGGUUACCUGGUCCCUCCAUCAAAGAGGCGGCAGGUGGGAUCCGCUGAGUAACAGGCAAGGAAGAAGGGCAAUUCUUCCUCGGGGCCAACGGAUUCAGUUCGGAGUUUGACAAUUCCAUUGAUUGCAGCAGACUAUGUUCUGGAGACAGGAGGGACUGUUGGGCUGAAUGGAAAUGGAGGGUGGGGGAGGGUUGGAUUGUGUAAAGGAGAUUCCUUAGCUACUGUUAAACCAAACCAAUAAGGAAAGUUAUUUCAUUUGGCUGAUCAGUGGAUUGGUCCUCCUUUGAAUUAUUCAAGAGUAGUGCUAAUCCCAACUGUCUCCAGGGUCAUAGACUCAAACCUUGCCUUUUGUAAAAUUGGGCUCUGUUGCUUUAAAGCCUUUACCAUCUGGGUUAUAAUAUAUCAUGGUUCAAACCCAGUAUUUCAGGGACUGAAACUGUCCUUUCUUCACGAUAUAACUGUCACUCGCACAUUGUUCUGGCUGCUUCUCAUAAAAGUUAUUGCAUCGAGCUUCUGUAGUAUUUUCACAAAAUGUCUGUGACACCAAAGAAAUCUUCCUGGUCCAAUUGCCUCAGAAAUCACAGUAAUUAUUCAGAAAGCACUUUAACACCUAUUUUACUGUGCACAUCAGGUCUGUGAUGCCUCACAGCUCUCCUCAGCAAAGAACAAUAGCAGACUAAAUGUAUUCACCCAUCACCAUGUCGAGUAGGCUCCAGGUAAUUUAGCUCCCCAACCCAACCCAGACAAGAAUCACUCUCGCUCAUUGUUCCUGUGGCUAGAGCAUGGUUCCAGGACCAUGAUUUGGUCUGAAGAUCAAAAUUAGUUAUUUAACAACUUGUCUAUUCCUCUCACUUGAAUACUUGAGUGCGCUCACCCCUUUCCAAAGCUCAGGAACAUGACCUCUCCGGCAUGGAAUAAUCACAGCCCCUCUAUCACUAAGAAACACACAUCUGCCAACUUGGAAUGUCUCCCUCAAAUGGAAGAUGCAGGCCAUGUUGAUGUUUAUAAAGUGUUAUGGAAAUAUUAUUGUUUAAAACUGCUUAUACACAGUUGUAUCGAUGUUCUGAGUUAACAUUGACUCUGGUGCUCUGGAUACAGGGUUCACCUUACAUGUCAGUGUGUAGUAACUCCUGUUGCACUUCCAACCUCUUAUCCCUGAACUACCAAAGAACACAUUCAGUAAACCUGCUGCUCACAUAGGUUGGCAGAAGUGACAUUUGCAGCUUAUACUCCCAUGAACUAACAACCCAGCUCUAUCUGCUCACCCUGUAUUUCACUUGUAUCGUGUUUGCUGUUGGCUGACAUUCCCUCACCUCCGUUAAUUUUACAAUUCAUAAACAAAGCUAAUUCAAAGAAAACAGAUCAAGUCAGAGAACACGACAGGUCAACCCAGGCCUGUAACAGAGCAGAGAAUUGAGAAUUAAACACUAUGUCAGGCCCCAUUAAACACAUGCUGAAAAUGUGUUGCUGAAAAAGCGCAGCAGGUCAGGCAGCAUCCAA
Hemiscyllium ocellatum (epaulette shark) is the source of this 3330-nucleotide messenger RNA. Its product is annotated as EH domain-containing protein 2-like. The transcript has 5 exons. The coding region runs from base 260 to 1882 and encodes 540 amino acids. NCBI's taxonomy places the organism in Eukaryota, Metazoa, Chordata, Chondrichthyes, Orectolobiformes, Hemiscylliidae. Gene Ontology annotation, biological process: endocytosis; endosomal transport. Gene Ontology annotation, molecular function: calcium ion binding; protein binding; GTP binding. The record is from RefSeq and is a predicted model, not a curated record. Gene Ontology annotation, cellular component: cytoplasm; plasma membrane.